This is a messenger RNA of Peromyscus leucopus (white-footed mouse), 3094 nucleotides long. RefSeq names its product phosphoenolpyruvate carboxykinase 2, mitochondrial (gene Pck2). Gene Ontology annotation, biological process: cellular response to glucose stimulus; response to starvation; cellular response to insulin stimulus. The record is from RefSeq and is a predicted model, not a curated record. The transcript is spliced from 10 exons. NCBI's taxonomy places the organism in Eukaryota, Metazoa, Chordata, Mammalia, Rodentia, Cricetidae. Bases 88 to 2010 code for a protein of 640 amino acids. Gene Ontology annotation, cellular component: cytosol. Gene Ontology annotation, molecular function: phosphoenolpyruvate carboxykinase (GTP) activity; manganese ion binding; GTP binding.
UUGCCACGCUCCUUCCUUCCCCGCCUUCCUUGUCUCCCCCGACUGCGCUGGUUCCUGUGGCCACCCCGCAGCGCCAGCCCAGGUGCCAUGGCAGCUAUGUACCUCCCCAGCCUGCGGCUUAGCUGGCAUGGGCUGAGGCCCUGGUGCUGGUCACCAUGCCGUAGCAUCCAGACCCUGCGUGUGCUCAGUGGAGAUCUGGGCCAGCUGCCAGCUGGAGUUCGGGACUUUGUGGAGCGCAGUGCCCGUCUGUGCCAACCAGAGGGCAUCCACAUCUGUGAUGGCACUGAGGCUGAGAACACUGCCACCCUGGCCCUGCUGGAACAGCAGGGUCUCAUCCGGAAGCUCCCCAAGUAUAAGAACUGCUGGCUGGCUCGCACAGAUCCCAAGGAUGUGGCACGGGUAGAGAGCAAGACGGUGAUUGUCACUCCUUCGCAGCGGGACACAGUGCCCCUCCUGGCUGGUGGGGCCCGUGGGCAGCUGGGCAACUGGAUGUCGCCGGAUGAGUUCCAGCGAGCUGUGGACGAGAGAUUCCCAGGAUGCAUGCAGGGCCGUACCAUGUAUGUGCUUCCAUUCAGCAUGGGUCCUGUGGGCUCCCCACUGUCCCGCAUUGGAGUACAGCUCACUGACUCAGCUUAUGUGGUGGCAAGCAUGCGUAUUAUGACCCGCCUGGGAACACCUGUACUUCAGGCCCUGGGAGAUGGUGACUUCAUCAAGUGUCUGCAUUCAGUGGGUCAGCCCCUGACUGGGCAUGGGGAUCCUGUGAGCCAGUGGCCAUGCAAUCCGGAAAAAACCCUGAUUGGCCACGUGCCAGACCAGCGGGAGAUCGUCUCCUUCGGCAGCGGCUAUGGUGGUAACUCCUUGCUGGGCAAGAAGUGCUUUGCCCUGCGCAUCGCCUCUCGCCUGGCCAGGGAUGAGGGCUGGCUGGCAGAGCACAUGCUGAUUUUGGGGAUCACCAACCCUGCAGGGAAAAAGCGCUAUGUGGCGGCCGCCUUCCCCAGUGCCUGUGGCAAAACCAAUCUGGCUAUGAUGCAGCCUGCCUUGCCGGGCUGGAAAGUCGAGUGUGUGGGGGACGACAUCGCCUGGAUGAGGUUUGACAGUGAAGGUCAGCUCCGGGCCAUCAACCCUGAGAACGGCUUCUUUGGGGUGGCCCCCGGCACCUCUGCUACCACCAAUCCCAAUGCCAUGGCCACAAUCCAGAGUAACACUCUUUUCACCAAUGUGGCCGAGACCAGCGAUGGCGGUGUGUACUGGGAAGGCAUUGACCAGCCUCUUCCACCUGGGGUCACCGUAACCUCCUGGCUGGGAAAGCCCUGGAAACCUGGUGACACAGAACCCUGUGCACAUCCGAAUUCACGCUUUUGCGUCCCGGCUCGCCAGUGUCCCAUCAUGGACCCAGCCUGGGAAGCACCAGAGGGUGUCCCUAUUGAUGCCAUCGUCUUUGGAGGCCGCAGGCCCAAAGGGGUACCGCUGGUGUACGAGGCCUUCAGCUGGCGUCACGGGGUGUUUGUAGGCAGCUCCAUGCGCUCUGAGUCCACGGCAGCUGCCGAACACAAAGGAAAGAUCAUUAUGCACGAUCCCUUUGCCAUGCGGCCUUUUUUCGGCUACAACUUCGGACACUACCUCCAACACUGGCUGAGCAUGGAGGGACACAGAGGAGCCCGGCUGCCUCGCAUCUUCCAUGUCAACUGGUUCCGGCGAGAUGAGGCAGGCCGCUUCCUGUGGCCAGGUUUUGGGGAGAAUGCUCGUGUGCUAGACUGGAUCUGCAGGCGGUUAGAAGGAGAAGACAGUGCCCAGGAGACUCCCAUUGGGCUAGUACCAAAGGAAGGAGCCCUGGAUCUCAGUGGCCUCAAGGCAAUAGACACCAUGCAGCUGUUCUCCAUCCCCAAGGACUUCUGGGAACAGGAGGUUCGUGAUGUUAGGAGCUACCUGACAGAGCAGGUCAACCAGGAUCUGCCCAAGGAGGUGUUGGCUGAGCUUGAGGCCCUGGAGGAGCGUGUGCGAAGAAUGUGACCUGAGGCUCUAGGGUCGUGUGCAAAGAAUAUGACCUGAGGCUCUAGGGGCGCGUGCAAAGAAUGUUACCCGAGGCUCUAGGCUAGCAAGAACGCAGCACCCCACCUGGGUAGAGAACUCCCAGGCUCUUAGAAAACAUGAACAGUUUGACAUUAAAACGUCUGAGUGUUGGGAGGCCAGGCCACAGACCUCCUCCCAUGCUGUCUGAUAAGAGAGUUGCAUUUAUUUUAUACAUCUGUGUUGUUCCCAACUUCCCAUUUGUCUUGAUGCUGGCCCACAUAGUAAGAACUUUUAGAAGGCAUUAUUCUUCUGAAGAAUGUAGCCUGGUCUGGUGAUGCAUGCCUUUAAUGCUAGAGGCAGCUCCACCCUGGAGAGUUUGAGACCAGCCUGCCUGGUCUAGAUAGCAAGUGCCAGGCGCCAGGGCUACACAGUAAAGACCAAUCUUAAAAAGGGAGGCCACAACAGGCUGCUCAGUGGUUAGGGUUAGUUCUCUGUCCCACACAGACAUGCAGAAGCCCGUCUUCUCCAUUGCUGGUUCUUACACUGGUUUCCUCCCGCUGGACUUAAACCAGGAGCCACACAGUCUUUGCUUGAGACCAGUCAGUGAAGGCAGCUCUGGCAUCGAUGUGCUGGCUUCCUCCCGCCGGACUUGAACCAGCAGCCACACUUUUUCUUUCACUUGAGACAAAGUCUCAUGAAGCCCAGGCUGGUUUCAAACUCACUAUGCAGCUAAAGAGCUCCUCUCUCUCCCUACUGGCAAGUGUGCCCCAAGGCCAGCUAGACAAGGCACUUCAGAGCACCAUCUGUAUGCUAGGCACUGUUCCAAGAACGUUAUGGAAGUCCCAUUUUACAGCUCAAAACUCAGAGUCGGACUGAGCAUAACAGCACAUCUUCAGAUCCUAACACUUGAAGGCAAGUCACCAAGGCAAGAGAACUGUACACAUAGUGACCCUGGCUACAAAGUAAAAAAACCACAAACCAAAGAUUAUCCAGUGAAUGGCCCCACAUCUUUGUGCAUAGGGGAAGCAGGGGGGUAUUUAAAAAAAAAAAAAAAAAAAAAAAAGACCUGAAGUUUAGAGAGGAA